This is a messenger RNA of Orussus abietinus, 7647 nucleotides long. RefSeq names its product zinc metalloproteinase nas-13. The record is from RefSeq and is a predicted model, not a curated record. Gene Ontology annotation, biological process: proteolysis. Lineage: Eukaryota; Metazoa; Arthropoda; Insecta; Hymenoptera; Orussidae. The coding region runs from base 5954 to 6850 and encodes 298 amino acids. Gene Ontology annotation, molecular function: metalloendopeptidase activity; zinc ion binding. The transcript is spliced from 4 exons.
GAUUUUAAUCCAGGAUAAAUAGAAAUUUUUGUUAUCAAAAAUGAAUUUUCACGAGCACCACGUUCUUUCUUAGGGCGUCCGUAAUCGCAUGCCGAAGUUUUGAAGUUUUGGUGCAUCCAGUUUGGUGAAAAGUUUUAUAAAUAUUAUGUUUUUUAUAUACAGAAUAACCCUUUCAUGUCACCUUAAAACGUGAAGGGUCUCUCAUAUGUUUCCUUAUUUUUUUUUUUCUUUUUUAAAUUCGGAAGGAGGGCCUGGCUCUAGUGACCGUACAUCGACUCCGACGAAGAGAUAAUCUUCCUUCCCCGUUCUCGACUCGUUACGUUUUGAUGGAACAACGAUUGUACCGAACCGUUGCAAUGCCUCGAUGAAACGGCGAUUGGACCGAGCCGUUGUUGCGUUGGAGCGAAACAAUGGUAUUGGCGGAUCGUUAACUCGGAACAAUGACCGUACUCGACCAUUGUAGCGCCUUUGACGAAACGGCCGUUGUACCGGAUCGUUGUUACAGUUCCGUGAGAGAGUUGUCGCUUAUCGAUCUCGAGUUACGAUUGCAUCGAACCGUUUCAACUGCUCGACGGAGCGGUGGAUACGGCAAGUCGUUAUCCGAUUUCGGUAAAACGAUGGUUGCAGUUGAUCGAUGAAACGUCUCGAUGAAACGGCAGCUACGUUCAGGCGUAACAACGCGAACCGAACCGCUGCAGCGUCUCGACGAAACGGCGGGUACGUUUCGAUGGGGCAUCGAUCGUGCUAAAUGUAACAAUUCGGCGAAACGGCGGUUAUGUUUCAAUGGAACAACGAGCGUAUCGAAACGUUGUAACGUCUCAAUAAAACGGAAAACUAAGCUGGACGGUUGUUACGUUAAACCGGAGCAAUGGUCACGAAGGGAUCGUCGUUAAUUUCCGGCGAAAUAGUCCUGCCCAUGACGUUGUAACGCUUCGAGGAAACGGCGAUCGUGCCGAUGUCACUGUCUUAACGAUUCGACGCUUCUCUUUGACGAAGCAACGACCGGGCCUAUUCUGUAACUCGUAACGAUAGAUAUCAUUAUCGUUAAACCAUUGGAAUGAGACAAGUUAACCCUAACGACAGAUAUUCUUAUCGUUAGCCCAUUGGAAUAACACGGGUUAGCCGUAACGAUAGCUGUCGUUACGAGUUACAGAAGAGGACCCUAGGAGGUCUAUUCUGUAACUCGUAUCGACGUAUGUCGUUAUCGUUAGCUCGUCUCGUUCCAAUGGACCUAUGAUAACGAUAUCUCUCGUUAUGAAUUCGAGAAUAAACCCUCACGGGAAGUCAGUACCUACGGUUUCGGCCCAACGUAUAGUAUACCAGAGAUGAGCGAGAUGUUUUAUGCCAUUUGAAAGGGAGACUCGGCCCCCUGGCGCCCUCUACGCUCUUACACCACUGUAAUAAUUGCAACUACUUUUAAAGGAGCGAAACCUUCGUGAUCGGUAAAACAGGGUAUAUGUGCCGCGUCGUAUCUCAGUCCACGCAUAGCAACUUUAUUUGUACUCGUAGUCUUCUUUCCGAACCUACGUUGACCCUGAUGCCAAAAACGAAAAGACGAUAACUUCAUUCUAUCGAUACCGCGCGUUUUUCUUUAUCGAUAGAGAGAUAGAGAUUUCGCCCCUUUGAAAGCGGUUCAGCAGCUAGGGUGCCGUGCCUCCCUUUCGACAAUGGCGUGAAACAUCUCCGAUUAUCAUCUCUGAUUAUACACGCAAAAGUUUCCGGCGUUGCUCGGACGCGGCAUUUCCCGGUAAUACGUGUUCGAUGGACGAAACGCCGGAUUCGCUUUUCAACCCUCUGGAAACAGAUAUCGAAAUAAAAAAUAAGAAAAAAAAAGGGGGGGGCAGGCAGGGAGAUCGAUAAACGAAGGAACCUUUCUUCGUCGCAGUCACGUUUUCGGUUCCCAUCGUCAGGAUGGACGGAUUCCUUUUCCAUGUGAGGUUCCAGGAAUACUCCUUUCGCGUGUUAAGGGCGUUCGUACCCUCGCUUCGUUUACUUUCCUUGGAGGGAAAUGGACGGCUUUCGGCGAGAAGUUUUUAGUUAUCGGUUCGUCCGCGGCGGGGAGAGCGAGCGCACCGAUCGGCGUCGAUCGAACGCGUAAUGCCUAAGCCAUCGCUUACUACUUUGUUACUAAUGUCGAAAUCCUAGAUACAGGCGCAAAGCUUAAGGGGAGGAGGAGUACGUCCCGGGGAACACGCUGGAAAGAAAACCUAAGAGAAAAAGCGCGCUAUCGGGUACACGAUGUGUCCUAUCUUGUCCUUGAAUGUACGAAGGAAAGUAGUCUCGCGCCAUUUGGCCUUUAUGCUGUUCUAUCUGCGAUUCAUACAGGCUUUGCGUACGGUACUGUGAUAUAUCGCUGUUUAAUCAUUUUUGUUGCACACGUUCAAAUAAAGCCACUCUCAUACCGGAAUACUUAUUUCUGAACAUAGAUGGAGGAAAUUACGAUUGGUCUCGAAACCGCAUUUUUUGUAAUAAUCCAGAUAAUAUGCCAUGAUAAUAUCGUUUGUUUUAUCAGGUUCUUGAUCAGACUGGCGGAAAGUGAACCGUGAUAAGGAUGCCCAAGGUAUUGAAAAGGUAACGUAAUGCAAGUUUCUAUGUCGAAUUGCUUAACGAAUGGCGUAUUUUGUCCUUUGCGAUUCCUUUCUUGACUUUAGAAGACCUUAUUAGGGUCUUUACCGAAAUAAGAUACACCUAGGUUCACCGUCAACGUGUGAACUUUUACGUGGAAAUCGGAUAACAAUAUACAACUAUUGGGGUAUCGUUUCACUUCGUUACGCUUUUUUUUACCCCUGUUGAAAUGUUUCACGUCAAUGAAAACAUACUUUUAAAUAUUGUACAAUUUUAGAAAAAGUUCUUAGCUUUUGGUAAAAGGGUGGAAGAUGUUGAAAACGAUGACGAUGUCCCAGAUCUCUAAUUUUCUUCAACUUCAAAGGCUGCUCGAGAUUCCGUACCGAGUCAAGAUCACCGUACUCUCCUUUACGAGCAAGAAAAAGAGUCGGGUCGCAAUUUCUCGCAACGGGAACGCGAUUAUCGAAUAACCGUGACCCCCUCGGAUAUUUUUAUGCCUCUCAGACCUUUAACUGUGGAUAAACUCGUUCAAUGUAAACUGCAAUGUUGCUAACCCACAUUCUAAACAAUAGCAACGCAGAUUCGCGAUAUUAGGGAAUGGAAUGAUAUUUGUAUACCCUUAUGCCUGGUUCCACCAACCCCGGUUAAAUCAUCGGUUACCUAACCGUAGGUUAAAGUUAACAUUUGUUAAAAUAAAGGUAACAUUGUUAUAAAUAUGUUGAUUGGUGGCUCGUUAUCAUUUGGGGCUACAAAUAAAUGUUUGAAAUUUAUUGGCGGGGAGAAAAAUAUUCAGAUGAUUUUAAUUAUUUGGACUCCGGUGCUAAUUGAGCUAUUAAAAUAUUCCUUGGUACUGCGGCUGCAAGAAGUUUAUUUUCUCGCAUGUUUCCUCAACAAAUCAGACGGGAAUGGGGCAAAAACCGUAAAAAUCCCUAUGUAUGACUAUCGUAACACUAAGUCGAUUAGAAUUGUAUGACCGGUUUUUCGUAAUAUCAGGGUGAUAAGUGGUUUCCGUUGUAGAUGCCGAAACUCAUUAUAGACAUUCACUGCUUUCCAAAAAACUACACACCUAAAGAUCAAAAGUCCGCUUAUCCUGUUAACCACAUAUUCUUUUUUCUCCCCGGUUUUUAUAAAAGUUAACGAAAACAAAAGAAAACAUCGUCAGUGUAAGAAAUUCAAGAAAAUGUAGUCGAAAUCUUAUAAGCAUAAAUCAUUUCAAACUCGUGUCACUAAUAUUAUAAAUAAUUUAAAAAAAUAAAUGAAUAUAAUAUCAAAACAAGGAUGAUUUUAUAUGCUGUGAAAUAAAAUAUGUAGAAAACGUUUCGAGACAAAUGAUUUAUCGUUGCAGUGAUUUCUUUGUAAAUAAGGAAGGAGAAUGAGGAAUUAUGCGAAAGUAAUAUGUGGCACUUAGCAAGUAUGACUGAAAGACUUUUAAUGACAAAGCAAAACAUUUGUGUCCUAAUUUCAUACACGUUUAGAGGCGGAAGAGAAUAGUUUAAAAUUAACAGGGAGGAAUGGAGAGGAGAUAAACAAAAUUUGUUUUAGUUUGUAGUCGUGCGAGGUGACGUGAGUUACGUUGCCCUUCGCGUUUCUCGCUUUGCUCUUCCUUCAAUUAUUAACGCUCUAUGAAACGUACAUAUUUUGUAGAUUCUCAGAUAGAGAAAGAAGGCUUGCUUAAUGCGUAAAAGGCCUAAUUAUGCGACAAGUGUUAGACGAGUCAAUUUGUACAAGCUCACCGACCCUCGUUUCUACAAUUAAUGUUUGGAAUCAAGUAUAAGAACCACGGUCAAACUUAACAUAAUAUUUGUUUCGUUAAUUAUUAUUGUUCAGGUGUUGUGUCAAUGUUACUCCGAUAGAUGUUGGUUUUUUUUUUAUAUGAUUACAUUUAAAAUUAUUACCGACAUUCAGAAGUUAUAGAAUUUUUAUGUACGUGUUAAUGGGACUUUUUAAUGUACGGUGCAGCAUUAACGCAAUAUAUUAUUAUUAUGCAAGAUCUUCUUUCGAGAGGAGAAUGCUGAAUUACUAUCUUUGUUUCUAACAAUACGUGGAAAUUGAAGCAAUAGUUAAAAGCAGUAAUAUUGCAAAGAAGACAAUUAAAAAUCGAUUUAAAUGGCGUGGAAAAAUAUUUUAUGUAUGAAUUAAUUGAUUUCAGAGAGAUUUUUGGUAAUACUCAACUCGUACCUCAAUUUUCGGUGCAUUGCGCCGGAUUUUCGAUUUCAAUGUCGUCUUCUAUCCUUCUACAGUGCAGCUUUUUAAAUAGACGAUUCAUAACUGAUAAUGCUACGUACAAUUGAUAGUGAGCAAUGUAUAUACGAGAAUGGAAAUAGCCCGAAUCUUUCCCUUCUGGAAGAAUGGCAUAUACGAGGAUCCAAAAAUGUCUAUCAAGAAAGGUCGUAUUUUGCCCUCGAAAUUGGGUAAACAUGAAACCAUAGACCAUGUACAUUCAUGUUUGCUUAGUAACGCGGAAUUACGAUCUGACAUAUUUGUGUGUUUAAAACACUUGUGACCAGCUGCGCAUUAAGAGCAGUUUCUGACAAAACGUUUCUCAUGUCAAUUUGUAAAGACAUUAACGUUCGUAACCUUGUUACACUGAUGCCAGGAAAUUAAAAACGUAGAAAAAGAAUGUCCAGAUUUUUAUAUUCUGAAUUUCUACGCAUAUUUGUACAUGCAAGUUUCCCCAUUCAAUGUAUCUAGUUUCGUUCCAAACUCUUUCUUGAUAUGCAAAGUGCAAAUAAUCACACCUAAUUGUCAAAGUGAUGUGGGGGUUAUUCUUAAUAUGUAAUAAGUAGUAUCCGUACAGGGAGUGAUGGAGGGAGAAAUGGAGAAAGAUAGACAGAGAGAAGGACCAAGGAAGUUAACGCUAUUCCGUGGGAUAGAAGAAAGUCGGCCGCCACUAUCAAAGGCCGUUGAUAGAAAUUUUUUCAAUUACAUCAACCGAUUGUUAUAUUACCAUCAGAUUUUAGAAACAUUCCGUUUAUCAGCUCUAUGCUAAAACGCAUAAUAGAAGAUAAUGUAUAUUUUUGGGGAAAGCAUAAAUUGACCCCUUAGGCGGCGUGCCGAUUUCCAAGCCUCUGGACCAUUUCGAGGCGAUUAGCUGGUUGUUCACAUGGGUGCCGAAACCCUGAGGAUGGGUGGCAAUUUCCAAAUGAGCCAUAGUUGUCUCGUCUAUGCUAAUGUUGACGCGACGCGGUUUUCGCGGCCGAGGUGGGCCCACGAGUGGGGACCGAGCGACUUCUUCGAGGUAUAAAGACCCGCCGAAGAAGUUCCUCGUCGGUCAGUAGUGGCUUCCAAUUGGGAACCGAAGCGGAGCUAUUGUACGAAUUGCCGAGUCGUAGACGAGACCUAGCAUCAGAAGUAAGGAGAGACCGAGGAAACGCGUCAGGAAGCCGAAAUGGAGGGAUUGAAGUUCGCCACGUGGGCCUGGUUGGUUCUGGGCCUGGUCUGCGCGUUGCCCGCUAAACCUACUAGAAGGGACCAGGGGGUCGAAACCGACGACGAAGAGGAGCUCAUAGGGCGCUUGUCGUACAUCAAGGGAGCCCUUUACGGGGAACCGAAGAACAGCACGGGGUCCAAGGUGGACAGCUGGGACGAAGACUCCGGGAUGAACCCCGAAGAACUAGGCGAGUACGCCGAGGGUGACAUCCUCUUCCAGAUGCAGGUCGGCGGAAGAAACGGGCUCAGAGCGGAGUCCUCCAGGUGGCCCGGGGGGGUCAUCCCCUAUUCGAUCAGCCCCCAAUUCAGUGGGGAGUAUCGUAAGAGAAUUUUGGACGCCAUGGACGACUACCGCAGGUACACGUGUAUCACGUUUAGGCCCUCCACGGGACAGGAGAGCAAUUACAUAAAGAUCGUGGCAGGACAAACUGGCUGUUGGAGUUCCGUUGGCAGAGUCGGUGGUUCGCAGAUCGUGAACCUCCAGAUUCCUGGAUGUGUAACCAGAAAAGGAACCAUCAUCCACGAACUCAUGCACGCCGUUGGGUUCCUUCAUGAACACAGCAGAUACGAGCGCGACAAUUACGUUCAAGUCAAAUGGGAAAACAUUACCCCCGGAAGGGACAACAAUUUCAAGAGUGCAACAAGAGAUUCUACCAAUGAUUUUGGAGUCGAGUACGAUUACGGUAGUGUAAUGCAUUACUCUGCGAAGGCAUUCUCUCGUAAUGGCCAACCAACCUUGGUUCCUAGAGGCAACGAAAAUGUCUAUCUAGGCCAGCGAGACGGAUUCAGCCGAAAGGACAUUAUGAAGAUUAAUAGAAUGUACAAGUGUAACAAGCAAGGGAUCAACUAUGGAUAACUAUGUAAUACUUAAUUAUUCAGUCGUGCCCUGAUAUCUUGCCUAUGUGGAUAAUUAGAUUUUAUUGAAUAUGUCUGAAAGGAAGAGAAUCAACUAGUCGUAAAUUCACGUGGAAGUUUCUACAAGUCACAUCUGCUGUGAAUUUUAAAAGAUCAUCAUCACCCCGUUUAUCAUAUUAGUAAUUUUCCUUCAUAUACAGACUCAUACGGCUUAUUACUUCAGUAGACCCGAAUCUUUAAUUUAUUAUAAAAAUUGCUAGACACAUUUUAUAUGUAUCAAACAGUUUAAUUAUGGACAGUAGAUUGACAUUACCUUUAUCGAAUCGAGUUUCAUUCAUAUUUAUUGUAUAUACUCUAAUUUAAACAAGUACAUACUUAAUAAGGAAAAAAUUAUGACUGUACAGAAAAUGCAGUGUUGAUUGUGUUUCGAAAGUUAGUAAGCUUUUCUGAUAAACUGCGUAAUGUAUGUAUAAUGAUUUAAAGUAAUUGAAAAUAUUUGAUAUUUUGUAAUGAAAUCUGACCCUUGUGAUCGUUUUUCAUUAAUCUGCAAUUUAAAGAGCCGACACUAGAGAAAUGUACGAGGAAAAAUGAGUGCUCCAAAUUUGUCGCAAUAGAUAUCGCAGAAUUGUUUUGUAAAAUGUAAUAACUCAUUACAACUUUAACGGUGACACAUCGCACAGACGAAAACGUGCUUUUUCUGUACUAUUCUUUAAUAUAUAUAGUACAACGUUACCUCAAGUGUUUAUGGAAACGUAAUUUAAGAUGUAAUUUUAAAGGUGAGCAUUACUGCUCGUUCAU